This is a messenger RNA of Sabethes cyaneus, 2698 nucleotides long. RefSeq names its product folylpolyglutamate synthase, mitochondrial (gene Fpgs1). The record is from RefSeq and is a predicted model, not a curated record. Gene Ontology annotation, cellular component: cytosol; mitochondrion; cytoplasm. NCBI's taxonomy places the organism in Eukaryota, Metazoa, Arthropoda, Insecta, Diptera, Culicidae. The transcript is spliced from 5 exons. Gene Ontology annotation, molecular function: ATP binding; tetrahydrofolylpolyglutamate synthase activity. Bases 115 to 1821 code for a protein of 568 amino acids. Gene Ontology annotation, biological process: tetrahydrofolylpolyglutamate biosynthetic process.
CUUGAAACAAAAACAGCCCAUAACAUCAAUACAUCAUUCACUGAUAAGAGAGUCUAUGAAAGAUUAAACCAAUCUCUACUUUCUUUAAUAACAUGAACCAACUAUUCAGUUCAAAUGCCUUCAAAACUUCUAUUCUGUGUUCUGCGCACGGGGCGAUUGCGUCAAACGUACCGAUUAUAUCAGCCUUACAUUUGCUUGACGUCGAACACGCGCAACAUGUUAUUACCAGUUCGUCAAGUGGCUUCGAUUGCGGCUGUGCUUAAUCAUAAUCGCAAAAUGGUGCUCGAAACAUCGACACGUGCUGCAGCAUCAUCCGCGGAAGUGGCAGUAAAUUCGCCAAAGGUGAACAUACCACCUGCUAAGCUUCACCAAAACUAUGGUUUGGAGCAACCCAUAGAAGAAAACUAUGAAAAUGCUGUGAAUGUUUUGAAUACGUUACAAUCGAAUUACAGUGUCAUCCAAAACUCGACCAAUAGGCAUACUUCAGAUUCGAUACAUAUUCAAGAGACGCUUAAAUAUUUAGGCAGAAUAGGAAUUUCUACUGAUCAACUGGAUAAACUGCCUGCCAUUCACAUUUCUGGAAGUAAGGGGAAGGGUUCAACCUGUUCACUGGUCGAGUCAAUACUACGUGCUCAUGGCUAUCGAACUGGUUUCUUCAGCUCUCCGCAUCUAGUUUCUGUCACAGAACGAAUACGUCUUAAUGGAGUUCCUAUUGAAAAGGACAAAUUUGGGCGCUAUUUUUGGAAAGUUUACAGUCAGCUUUACACUAAUCGCACACAUCCACGUGAUUUACCGGCUUAUUUUAAUUGUUUAACAAUACUUGCCUUUGAUAUUUUUCUGCGGGAAAAAGUCGACGUUGCUAUCAUAGAGGUUGGUAUUGGCGGUAGAUAUGACUGCACGAACGUGUUGCGACAGACGAAAACGAUUGGCAUUACAUCACUUGGGUUAGAGCAUACAAAAUUACUUGGAGAUUCAUUAGACGAGAUUGCAUGGCAAAAGGCUGGUAUUAUUAAAAAUGCAUCAGAUACCUUCACCGUUUGUCAGCCAAAUUGUUGCCUGGAUGUCAUCCGAGAGGAGUGUCAAAAAAUGAACAGCAAGUUUCAUUUGGUGCCAGAUAUUGAAUGUUAUCAAUGGGAGCGAAAGCCAAAUUUCAAUUCGAACAAUUUAGCAUUUCGGUUGAAUAUGUCUCUUGCUGUUCAAAUAGCUUUAAAUUGGAUAGGGAAAACCAGACCUGAAAUGAUUUCCACCCAAGGAGGUACUUUAUCAGAGAUGGUCAGCAGAGGUAUUGAAAACUGCUUCUGGCCGGGAAGGUGUCACCAAAUUUUGAAGGACAACAAGCGAUUAUUUCUGGACGGGGCUCACACUGUGGAGAGUAUGGAAAUCUGUGCUCGCUGGUUUCAAUUAUGCCAAAGGCAGGGUAACCCGAAACUAUUGAUAUUCAACGCAACUGGUGAUCGAGAUAGUGGGAAGCUUUUGAAUAUUCUAAAUAAGUACAUUCAAUUUGAUGCAGUUUUCUUUUCACCUAAUGUGGCUUCUCAUCAACUAAAAAAUAUUGAUUCUCUUAAUUUGUGUUUCCCAAACGAACAGCAGAUUAAGCGCUGUGAAGAAAACGAACGCUUUUGGAAUGAUCUGACUAAUCAACACAAACAUACGCGAUGUAAAGCUCAUGUGCAUCUCGCAAUUGAUUCUAUACUAAAACAAGUUGAUAACAAUUAUUCAUCGCUUCAAGAAUGUGAUAUUUUAGUUACGGGUUCAUUACAUCUAAUUGGCGCUGUUCUGACGGCAUUGAAGAUGGAAUCGCACGUCAUAUCUGCCACGUAAAAUGUAUUACAAAUCUUAUACUGCGCGUUUCACGUCGAACGAGAAGCAUCGGAUGUAUAGAAAGGCACAUGUCCAAAGGUAAUGGUAUUUUUCACAACGCUGCGAUUUUAUGCACAUGUGAUCCUUAACAUUACAACAAAGUCUCAACAGUAAUACAGUAUUCACAUUAUGUGCACCAACAUAGAACUCAAAGAAUAUCCUUACUGCUCACAAAGAAACUGUGUUAUCUGGUGCAGAUGUUAGUUGGAAUGCAAAAGAGCGUAUAAACUCUUGCGAAAAAGUGGGAAUCGGGGGAAGCGAGUGUCUUUUCAUGAUGACGCAUGUAAUUAAAAUGGCUGUCGGAAAACGACGAGAGGCAAAAUAAUUGCUGCCGCAGCUGCUGCCCUAUACGAAAGAGAACCAACAAGGGCGGUUUUGUGAUGAAUUUAAAUGAGGAGGCAUGCUUUCGCAAUUCAUCACACUCCAAAUCUGCACAGUGUACAAUCUUCGUUGUAUUUGGUUAUGGGUAUGGAAUUUAAUUUACCUGUUCUAAUGUUUCUGUACCAAACCCUGAUUAAAAACAGACUUACGUAUAUUUGUUUUCAGUAAUUGUUGGGUUAAUGGUAAUGGGAAAAGGUAUGAAAUAUGUUCAUUAAUUAGGCGUGAUGAUAACCAAAUGGUUACAGGAAUUAUUUGAAAACCGUUUUUCGCUUUUCAAACAGCAAACUAAAACAUCCUAGUAAUUACUGUAAGCCAGUCAUAGAAGCUGUGAGAUAGAUAGAUUUAAAUUUAGAACAACCUAAAUGCUAUGCAAUCCUCGAUGAAUGAUUUUUUACUGUGUUGACGAACAAUAAAAACGGAAUAGCCAUUCUAAUAUACUAGCCAACAUUAUUUAAUU